CCCCCCCCCCCAAUGCUAGGCCUAGAGAGUGCCCGAGAGAGUGUUUGUCAUGAGCAACACGAGGACAUGCUCAGAUAAACUUUCUUUCGGCUAUCUAAUUGCCUCAGGAUAAAUAUCACCUUCAGUCGCUUCGCGCAAUGCAAUGCGUGUGCCCAGACACGACAAGCAAUCAGAUCCCGGUCGAGGGAAUUUGCAAUUCUCCAACACGAAUACUUCUGCCCCGGGGAUGUCCUAUGGUCACAGACACCUCCCUCAGCGGGAUGGUAUUGCGAAUUUCGCCCCUGGAAGCCCAAUUGACCCACGGGAUGAGGCCAGAAUGGGUUCCAUCGACCCCGUGAGACAGAGGUCGCCAAUGCAUAGCUUCCUAAGAGGAGCCUGAUUGUACAACCUGUCGGGUGGACCUCAGAUUCUCGCCUCGUAGAUUCUGGACACCGACUUUCAGACCCUCACUAGUCUAUCGUACUGUUUCGGGCAACUACGGUAGACAUUCUGGGUAAGGUUCACCCCUCAAAGCUUAGGUAGGUUCAGCGCCGGCAAUCGCUUACUUAGUAUAUCAUAGUACAGCCGCUGCGGAGGAAUGUUUUCGGAGUUUGAAGCUCCGGGACGAUGAAUCAAGUCGGAUUUGGAGAUGAGAACAACCACUGUCUCCCUGCUGGUGUCACAUUAAGUACCUACUGGUCAAAGGAAGAGUGUAGAAUUUGGUGGUGCCAGAAGACUGCUUCCUCUAACUCAUUGACUCAGCUUUGACUGAUUCAGAUCUGUGGCAGCUGAUCAUAUCAAUUGUCGAACCGCAGCCAAGAAAGGUCUCGGUGUAACCAUGGCCGCCACAUCCUCCGUACAGUGGCCAGCAACACCGGUCCCGGAAGAGGUAAAGGACCUCAUCAAUCUGUUCUUCGAACUGGGAGACACCAAAGAUGCCAGUGCUGGACCGUCGAUGGCGGACAAAGUUUUCAGCCAUGGAGGUGAAAUGGUGAGGGCGACCGGCACAGUAAAGGGAAACGAGCAAAUCGCCAGGUCCCGAGACAAGGCUUGGGAUGUCAUUGCCUUCCGCAAGCACAUGAUUGAGAAGGUCUUUGUUGGUGACAAGGACGGUAAGGACCUGAUUGUCAUGGGCACUCUGGAGAAUUAUACCAAGGAGAAUCAGAACUCCACCUUCCAGGAGUUUGCGGCCCGAUUCAUGGUAGAAGGAGAAGGCGCGACUGCGAGGGUCAAGAGCUACCAGGCUUGGCUUGGUCGCAUUCUCUCUUCAAUCGAUUUUUAUAGAAAACCUCACUUUUAAGGUGGUUUAGGAAGUGGGGGUACGUGUUCCACUGAGAAUACACACACCAGAGAGAGACGUAUCAGGAGGUUGCAGUUGUCUAUCUUCUU
This is a messenger RNA of Exophiala oligosperma, 1368 nucleotides long. RefSeq lists its product as uncharacterized. Bases 818 to 1279 code for a protein of 153 amino acids. The record is from RefSeq and is a predicted model, not a curated record. NCBI's taxonomy places the organism in Eukaryota, Fungi, Ascomycota, Eurotiomycetes, Chaetothyriales, Herpotrichiellaceae. The transcript has 2 exons.